GCCUCCCUGUCUUGUCCCCGGUGUGGACCCUCCCACCCUAGGCUCCCUGGGCCAAUCGGAAGGCGGCGUGUCAGCUGCAGCUUCAACACAAACAGGGCUCUCCUGUAUCGAUCAGAACACACACAGCACCAUCACAGGCACAUUGGGCCAGCCAGCAGGACCCCCCCCCUUUGGAGUUUAUCUCCUGCUGGCCUCCCAAAGACGCCGAAAACGCACUCAUGUCAAGGUCACACCGUUAAAUCGGCAACGCUGCUCGUCGCCAACGUCCGUUCGCUAAUUUUGCUCUCUUCUGGGAUUGUAUUAGAUUAAUCAGCCACUCGAUGGGGAGUAACAGUGGAUCACCUGUUCGUGUCGCCUUCCCAACCUGCAAGAGCCACCCACAGAAUUUUACCACUUCUUCUAUAGAAAGUAUGAAACUGGUAUUAACUGAAUGGCAAUUAUGGAUUUUUAACUCUAAUUCACAGUAAACCAUUAAGCCAUAUGUUUGAAUCCGUACCAAAUAGCGUUCUCUCUCGCGCAAGUGUAUUGACAAUGUGGCAAAACACCUACUUGAAUUCAGUGGAAUAUAAGUAUUAAUUGCAUGAGGAACGUGAAGAAAGCUGAACAAAAAAAGAAGUCUUUAUUUAUCUUUGAAGAGAUAUAGUAUUAAUAUUUAUAGAGAAUCUAAGAAUAUAUAUAUAUAUUUUUGUGGUGAAGAUGGCCCCUCAGAAUGCCGACUCGGAAUCUAUGCAAGUUCGGGACCUGCCUUUGACCAAGCUGAAGAAAGAGGAGACCAAAGAGACUGAAAGCAGGGAUGAGACUAUCAGCGAGAGCUCCAUCGACCGCAUCCCUAUCCGUCUCUGGGUCAUGAACGGGGCUGUCAUGUUUGGUCGGGAGUUUUGCUACGCCAUGGAGACAGCUUUGGUGACGCCGGUUUUGUUGCAAAUUGGUCUUCCUGAACAGUACUACAGCCUGACAUGGUUUCUGAGCCCCAUCCUCGGUUUGAUAUUCACUCCUCUCAUUGGCUCGGCCAGUGACCGCUGCACACUUAAAUGGGGCCGCCGGCGGCCCUUCAUCCUCGCCCUGUGUGUUGGGGUUCUCCUGGGAGUUGCACUUUUCCUCAAUGGCUCUGUUAUUGGUUUGGCCAUUGGGGACGUUCCUGAUAAACAGCCUAUCGGCAUCGUUCUCACAGUGCUGGGUGUUGUGGUUUUAGACUUUUCUGCCGAUGCCACCGAAGGGCCAAUCCGCGCAUACCUGCUGGAUGUGGCAGACAACGAAGAGCAGGACAUGGCACUUAAUAUUCACGCCUUCUCAGCUGGUCUUGGUGGAGCAAUUGGCUAUAUGCUUGGUGGGCUGGACUGGACUCAAACGUUCCUUGGAACUAUGUUUAAAUCUCAGCAGCAAGUCCUUUUCUUUUUCGCAGCCAUUAUAUUCACUGUGUCCGUUGGCCUCCACCUUUUCAGUAUUGAGGAAGACCAAUACAGCCCCCAACAGGACCGCGUAGAGGACGAAGUGGACACCAUGUCAAGCGGAAGAUUAAACAGCACGCUCGCCCCAAUGUCUCGGUUAAACGUCAUUAAUGAAGAGGAACCCUACACAAACUUUCAUGAUGAAGUGCAGUCAGAAAAUGAUCUCAACCUCGACUACCUUGAGGUGGACAUCGUAAGAAGUAAAAGUGAUUCGGUCUUGCAUAUGGCCGAAGCCACAUUGGAUUAUGAAUCCGAGUUUCUUCAUUACAUCGAACCCUCCAUUUUCCAAGAUUGUUCAUACCCCAACACCCCGCGCAGCACCAGCCAGGAGCUUAUGCAGUCCAAAUUUAACCGUCUUUCGGCAUUCCUCAGGGAGAACGAACGAGAAGAGGAGAUGUUGCUUGAUAAUCACAUUAAUGAAGCCAAAGUUCCGAACGGCGGUGACGCACUGCAGAAUGAGAACAUGAACGGGCACACCAGAAUCGGCAUGAAACAGUCCUGCACCGCGAACUCCAUGCGUCGGAGGAGGCACAUGUUCUAUCGUCAGCCUUCGUACACCUUCUCAUAUUAUGGCAAGGUAGGAUCCCACAAGUACCGCUUCAGGAGAGCCAACGCCAUCUUGCUUAUAAAAUCCUCGCGCAGCAUGAACGACAUUUACGACAUGCAGAAGAGGCAGCGUCAGAAACAGAGGCACAGAAAUCAGAGCGGGGCCACCAACUCCAGCGGUGACACCGAGAGCGAGGAAGGAGAGACUGAGACAACUGUCAGGCUGCUCUGGCUGUCCAUGCUGAAGAUGCCGAAAGAGCUGAUGCGUCUUUGCGUUUGUCACUUGCUAACCUGGUUUUCUAUUAUUGCUGAAGCUGUGUUCUAUACAGAUUUCAUGGGUCAGGUCAUCUUUGAAGGUGACCCCAAGGCUCUCACCAACUCUACAGAACUCCAUAACUACAACACCGGUGUGCAGAUGGGCUGCUGGGGACUGGUGAUAUACGCUGCUACUGCUGCCGUCUGCUCAGCCUUGUUACAGAAGUACCUGGAUAACUAUGACCUCAGCAUCAGAAUCAUCUACAUCCUAGGAACGCUUGGCUUCACCAUUGGCACAGCAGUGAUGUUCAUCUUCCCCAAUGUCUACGUCACUAUGAUUAUGAUCAGCACCAUGGGGAUAGUGUCGAUGAGUAUUUCAUACUGCCCGUACGCCCUGCUGGGACAGUACCACGAAAUGAAAGAGUACAUCCACCACAGCCCCGGGAACUCGAAGAGAGGCUUUGGCAUAGACUGCGCCAUCUUGUCCUGCCAAGUUUACAUCUCCCAGAUUUUGGUGGCCUCAGCUUUGGGAGCCGUGGUUGAUGUUGUGGGUACAGUCCGAGUAAUUCCUCUGGUGGCCUCCAUAGGCUCCUUCUUGGGAUUUCUCACAGCUACGUUCUUAGUAAUAUACCCAGACCUUGCAGAAGAGAACAAGGAGGAGCCAAAACGUCCAGCAAAUGGUGCCAUCGCUAAUGGAGUAGAUCCGGAAAAACCACUUGUGUUGCAGCUCUCUCCGAAAGGAUCUACAGUUCCUCCAGAAGUGGAGAGCGAGUCGGCAGUCUGAGCAGGUGAUGUGUUCAACCCGCAACAUUCCUGCCCGCGCAGACACCUCUGUAGCGGCAAUUUAAUCAGGUGCACGUCUGGACUGGAAACCAAUCGCAAUACGAUGCCUCGCUAUCCUCCUGUGUUGCCAGGGGAGGGGCAUUUCCAGUUUCUAAGUGAAAAUUUUAAAAAAAUAAAAGGAAAUUAAAUGGAAGCUCCUUUAAUUUGCCCUUUCUAGAAUCUUUCGAUUAGAUGAUGCUUUUUCUGCAUGAUCCUUAAAACCUAAUGCUGAAGUAUAUGAAGUUUAGCCAGCUACAUCUAAGUUUGAAGUUUUUGUAAUGACACUGCUAUAAACUUUUUUUCUACUGUUUCACUUGUCGAAAGUAUGCAGUUGCUGUGUUAAUGAAACAUUAAAGUGCGUACAGGAAUGGCCACAGUUUGGGCUGGGCUAGUAUUCCAGAGAAAGCAUGUAUGUGGCUCAGAGCUGGCAAUGUGAGAACGAUUGUGGGAGCCUUAUCUUCCAAUCUACUGUUUGGAUACAGCCUAUAAUGCCUGCUAGGAAGAGUUCUACAAUAUUGCUGACCCUUCCUGGCCCAGCCCAAAAAAAAAAAA
This is a messenger RNA of Rana temporaria (common frog), 3623 nucleotides long. RefSeq names its product solute carrier family 45 member 4 (gene SLC45A4). Gene Ontology annotation, cellular component: membrane. Gene Ontology annotation, molecular function: sucrose:proton symporter activity. Gene Ontology annotation, biological process: transmembrane transport. The record is from RefSeq and is a predicted model, not a curated record. The transcript has 8 exons. NCBI's taxonomy places the organism in Eukaryota, Metazoa, Chordata, Amphibia, Anura, Ranidae. Bases 697 to 3033 code for a protein of 778 amino acids.